Messenger RNA from Capsella rubella, 1195 nucleotides. Its product is annotated as GDSL esterase/lipase At5g03610. NCBI's taxonomy places the organism in Eukaryota, Viridiplantae, Streptophyta, Magnoliopsida, Brassicales, Brassicaceae. The record is from RefSeq and is a predicted model, not a curated record. Gene Ontology annotation, molecular function: hydrolase activity, acting on ester bonds. The coding region runs from base 51 to 1103 and encodes 350 amino acids. The transcript is spliced from 5 exons.
UAAACAAAACAAUAAAGAAGCUUUUGCACCAAAUCUUGCAACACAUUUCGAUGAAACAUUUCCUUGCGUUCUUGUUUUUCUCUUCUCUCCUAUUUGAAGAUAUCAAUGGAGUUGAGGCUUCAAAUCAGAAUCACAACUUGUACCAUGUCAGACCAACGAAACUAUUUGUGUUCGGAGAUUCUUACGUGGAUACAGGAAAUAUAAUAAAGCCUGAAGUUGUAUCUAGGAAAUUUCCUUACGGUAUCACUUUCCCCGGUAAACCGUCCGGUCGUUUUUCUGAUGGCCUCGUCGCCACCGAUUUUGUAGCGCAAGCGAUGGGUAUAAAGUCACCGAUCCCGUACGUGUCAAAAGAGUCUGUAGGAAAGGAGCAGUUGCAGUACGGAAUGAAUUUUGCGUACGGAGGAACAGGAGUGUUCACCACUCUAACUCCAUUGCCCAAUAUGACCACUCAGAUCGAUUUCUUCCAGAAGCUUCUCACCACUAGUGGCAACAUCUACUCUCCCUCGGACCUCAAUUCUUCUAUCGCUCUCGUCAGCGUCGCCGGCAACGACUAUUCCUAUUACUACAUCCGAAACGGCUCCGUCGCGGGAUUCCCAACAUUCAUAAAGCAAGUCCUGAGUCAAAUAGAGGUAGAUUUGCGGCGUAUCCACGCCUUGGGAGUGAAAAAGAUAGCAGUAGCGUCGCUACAGCCACUCGGUUGCCUUCCCAGUUUGACCGUUUUAUCUUCGUACCAGCGUUGCAAUGAGCCAUUGAAUGCGUUGGUAGUCCUACAUAACAAGUUGUUGCAGCAAGUAGUGGCCAAGCUCAAUAGCGAGACAGGAAAGCAUUCGAGUUUUGUAUUGCUUGAUUACUACAGUGCUUUCUUGGCCGUCUUCAAGAAGAAAGGAACGAAUCUUGGGAGUAAGAAAUUUGAAACCCCAUUGAAGCCGUGUUGCAAAGGGAAUUGUGGGAAUGUGGACGAGAAAGGUGUCAAGAAGUAUAGUCUGUGUGAUGAUCCUAAGUCAGACUUCUUCUGGGAUAAUCUUCACCCUAGCCAAGAAGGAUGGAGAUCGGUUUACUCAUUGUUAGGCAAACCUCUAACCGAGUUUUUGACCAAAGUGUAAACAACUUUUCAUUUGACUUAUAUCUUCAUUCACAUUUGUCAACUUAGUAAUUUACAGUAUUUAUUAAUUGAGAAAUAUUAUAAAUAGAUGAA